This is a messenger RNA of Penaeus indicus, 1218 nucleotides long. RefSeq lists its product as uncharacterized. The coding region runs from base 380 to 925 and encodes 181 amino acids. The record is from RefSeq and is a predicted model, not a curated record. The transcript has 3 exons. Lineage: Eukaryota; Metazoa; Arthropoda; Malacostraca; Decapoda; Penaeidae.
AUUAAUAUUAUUAUUAUUACUAUUAUUAUUAUCAUUAUUAUUAUUAUUAUUAUUAUCAUUAUUACUAUUAUUAUUAUUAUUAUUAUUAUUAUUAUUAUUAAUAUUAUUAACAAAGAGAAAAAAAAAGAAGUUUCACAAAAAAUAUAUUUCUUUUGCAAUUCCGCCCACACCGCCCACUCAUCAGAUCGCCUCCGUGUGCAGUAUUUCCGUGGGCGUUGUGAUUGUGCUUUGUGGCGUGCUUGCCGUCAGUGUGGUGGGCGGCUUGACCACGCCCAUCAUCAUCGGCUCCGUCCAAACAGCUGUUGGAGUGUUGUUCGUGGCAGCAGGUGGCUACGGCUACAACAGGUACAAGAACCUUCGUCAUGCGCAGAAGGUGGCGAUGGCGACGAAGGCCCAGGAGCUCGCCUUGGGGUACGGCUCCGAGACAGCUAUCAUCGACAUGCUCGGUUUCGUCGCCCCCGUGUUGGCUCUGAUCCCAACCGAUGGCAGUGUUGUAGAAGCGGCUGCUGGAAGUACCUCUAAGAACGUGGAGGGGACUGUUGGAAAUACACCCGAGGACGAGGAAGGAAUGAAGACUCCUGUUAUCAAGUUAAGGCCUGGCUUGGUGCUGAUCGAAGGCCUGAGGGGCAGGGACGGCAGACCGGUGGCCGUGUGCAUGGAAAACCUGUACGACGGACCAGUCAGGCUGUACCCAGGGAUGUCACCUUACCAUCUCCUCACUGUCCUCCUGGUGGUCCUCGGGCUAACCUUCGGCAGUUCGGCCGUCCUCGCUCUAGCCGUGAGCUUCCCUGUCGAUGCGAGUGUGGCCAAAAACUGCUUGGCGCUGGGGGCGGUCGGCGGCGCACUGGUUCUCCUCGCCGCCUGCACUGGGUACCGUGUCCACAGCGCCUACGCGAAGGGGCGCAGCCAGCAGGACAGGAGCUAGGGCAUGUUGUCAAGAGGCAGACUUUGUAAUGGCUGUCACGUUUCGACACUUCUGAGAACUGUCUUUUGUUCUAAUCGUAUCUCUUUAAAACAGAUCUGUAGAUAAGUUAAUAUAGAAGUAAAUGUACGAUAAACACACACACAUACAUAUAAUAAUGAUAAUAACAUACACACAUACAUAUAUGUGUGUGUGUGUGUGUGUGUGUGUGUGUGUGUGUGUGUGAGUGUGUGUGUGUGUGUAGGUGUAUAUAUGUUUAUAUAUAUAUAUUAUAAAUAAAUAUAUAAAUCAUAUAU